GCAUUAGAAGCUGAAAGCCGGUUCCUGUAGAACACGCGUCAUAUCGAGCGAAAAAAAUGUAUAUAGACCACAUAUUUGGUAAACCAACCACUGUUGCAAAAAUAUGUUUUGUCAAGAAAUGAGCAAUGCACAAUAUUUCGGACCACAAACAUCAAUAUUCAUUCAUCAGCACGUGGACCCCCACUAGCUUGUUUAUCCUAUCAACCAAUCCCAUCCGAGCUGCCAAAGCCACGUGACGGCAUGUGUAAAAUAAUACUACACAGCAGUUGAGAGAGAAGGUAUACCAUCGGCUGAGAUCCUAUGGGUGAAAGGGCUCGCGGAACGCACGCUGAUGCGGCCUGUAUGUCGGGACAACUCGACGCAGCUCGAUGGCGGUGAUAUGAACUUUGGAUAUUUAGGAGUCGCAAGAUCUAGAAGACGCUUGAUCUUUCUCAUCAUGCUUACUGGCAGUUUGGGCGCAUCGUUGUACGCGCUUGUUACGGUAUCAAUGUGCUGUUCCUUAGUUCAGCCUGCACCGCCAGUAGAGACAAGGCAUUUGUCUAGGGACAGUAAUACGAAAUAUGAUCAAAAUGCCGUCCUAGAUCACAGGUUAAGCAAUUCGCAAGAAAAAUAUGGAAACGACAAUUUACAGUCAGCGGUAUUCACGGGCGUGAAGCACAGGUUCUCAGCUCAAAAUAAGGAAGACAUAGUACACUACUAUCAUAGUGAAGACGAUGAGGAUUAUCGCGAAAAUCAAAACACGGACCCAAGUGGGAGAACGCUAAAAACGACGAAAAAUGCUACAAAGAAAUUACCUUCGGCUAUUAUCAUAGGGGUAAAAAAGGGAGGAACGCGGGCUCUGUUGGAGUUCCUGCGUCUCCAUCCAGACAUCAGGGCCCCAGGGCCCGAAACUCAUUUCUUCGACCGUAAUUACGAUCUUGGAUUAGAGUGGUACAGAAAGCAAAUGCCAGCAACACUUGAUGGACAAAUUACCAUGGAAAAGACUCCAAGUUAUUUCAUCACAAAAGAAGUUCCCAAAAGAAUUUACCAAACAGACAAGGAUAUGAAGCUUAUUUUAGUUGUGCGGGAUCCGGUAACUCGUGCAAUCUCAGACUACACACAAACUGCUUCUAAACACACAGUUCCAAGUUUCGAAAACUUUGCCAUACUGGAUAACAGAACUGGUGUGUUAGAUACAUCCUGGUCAGCCAUAAAGAUAGGAGUUUACGCAAAACAUCUGGAACGCUGGCUCAAAUAUUUCCCUCUUCAUCAAAUAUGCUUUGUAAGUGGAGAGAGACUUAUCACUGAUCCCGCCAAGGAGUUGGCAAAGGUGCAAGACUUUUUAGGGUUAAAGCGGGUAAUAUCUGACAAACAUUUUUAUUUCAAUACCACAAAAGGGUUCCCAUGCCUAAAGAAGCCAGAGGGCAGUGGGAAUCCAAGGUGCUUGGGAAAAACUAAAGGAAGAGUUCAUCCAGCAGUAGAUCCUCAAGUUUUGAAAAGGUUACAUAACUUUUACCGACCUUUUAAUGCUAAAUUUUACCAAAUGACACAGCAUGAUUUUGGAUGGCCUUAGAUUAGACAGAGGCAUUUUGUUGAUUUUCAUUUCAAAUUAUAAGAUUUAUAAGGUGAAGACAAUAUAACAUUUUGCUUAUCACCAUUUUUUUCUAUCCGAGGAUAUGUACAACACGACUGUAUGACAGCUGAUGUCAAAUCAUAGUGCAUCUUCCUAAACUCAGUGUGUGGAAAUUUUCCAUUAACUAGUCCUGCUGCAUGAGAGAAAAUGCUCAUUCUUCCAAGGAAGUGUUGCUCAUCGUGCAAACACACAACCCCAUAGAAAUGCUCAUGUUAUCAGAUCCAUCCUAGUGAGGGCUGAACAAUGCAAACUAGCAUUAAUGCCAAGCAAGUAAAGUCUACACUGAUUGAAGUCAAGUGAUGGGCUUCUUUAAUGUCUGAUUAAUCCUUUUCUCAGUUUGACAAUAUAUGCAAUGAUUCAUAAGCCAAAAUUGGCUUCAGUGUUGGAACAGCAGCACUUUGUGCAUACUGUAGUAUUCUGGGUUUAUUUACUUAUUUUUUCAUAUUUUAAAAUUGGUUUUUAUUUUAGUUCAUCUAUUUAUUUAUUAUCUUUUUUACCAUUAUUCAUUUUGGCAUGGUAGAGAAACAGCAAAAAACAUACAAUAAUUUUAACUUGUGUUUUCUCAGGGCAAUGGGUUUGCCCUCAACUACAAGUAUGGGUUUGAAGCUCAAGGUUCUUCUAUUAAUGAGGAUAGUGUCUGCCAUGUCCCUAGAGAAGAUUACUAAUAAACAAGAAGGAACCUCAUGAGCAGCAUAUAGUGUCUAGAAAUGAAGUACAUGGAUAUCUUAAGUAAAUCAAGGGAAUUUCUAUUUAGUGAUAAGAAUUUCCCUUGUUACCAUUUAUUACUGACACACAUCUGCUGCUAAGGUAAAACUGAUCUUGUAAAAUCAAGGGAGCAGUCAUUUCCUUGAAAAAAGUAUGGCUCAGAGAUAAAUAUGUUCCCAAGUGAAAAGAUGCCAAAUAUUUGGACAAUCUACCUCGUACUGAACACAUCAAGUGUCCCUGUACAACAGCCUGGUAAUGUAUCAAUGCUGGGGUUUAUAGACAGUUCAUAGAAGUAUUUUUCAGAUUUCCCUCAUUAUACACCUUAUUCUAUCACAACUAAUGGUACGCACAUGUAUUUCUGUUUAACCAAAAAAGCUGUUAUGUUUGGUGUUGCUGAAAUUUUACAAAUUAAUAGACUUUUUUAGAAAAAAAAUCUAAUGUGUACAGUAGCAACUGAAAUGUUUAAAUACACCCAGCUUUGUGUAGCACAUACCAUUCUGAAAACAUUAAAUAGCAUGUUUGACCAUAAAAGCUGUAGAGCCAUCUGUUAGGUGUUGCUGAAAUUUUACAAUUUAAUCAAUUUUUUAGAAAAAAAAAUCCCAUGCAUAGAGCAGAAAUUGAAAUGCUUAAUUACAACCUCCCUUGUGUGGAAGGUACCAUUCUCAAAACAUUAAAUUUAAGUACAUACUUAAAAUGCCUGUGUUUUACUUUCUGAUGAAAAUCUUUCUCUCAGCUGUUACCUCUCCAAUUAUAUUAUUAUGACUUCCGUCAACAUAAAAUCUGUUCCUGUAAUUGCUCAUUAGUAAUCCUGCGCUUGGAGCAAGCCAAUUUAGAAGCCUCUGUGACCAGAUAUUAUGGUCCUAUGCAAAAAUUAAACUGCAGUAUUAAAAUAGUUAUUAGAUCACUAAAAAUCCUGUAUCACCUUAUAUUUAUUUGUGACUCUUAGUACCAUUGUUGUUACUGAAUAAUUGGUUCAAUGUAUGAUCCAGUUUUACUUUAAUGUAUAUUACAUUAUGUUAAUUGUCAUGUACAGUGUAUCCCUUAUGAGGGUAUAUCUCCUUGCAUGUUGUAUAUAAUUAAAACUUGUAAAAGUAUUGUUGUGAAAGAAUAAGUGUUAUUAACACAGAAUACAAAAGUACAUUAACAGUAUAAGAAGUAGCAAUAUAUUUUUUCAAAAACACCCCUAUGUAUAUUGGUUCCCGUUGUAUCGAGAUAUUAGUGUUCUUGGAAUAAAUAUUUUGUGUUUAAAACUGCCAUUAUAAUGCCUUCUCACAUAUGAAUGUAUUUCAGUGCAUCAUGGUAAACAUUCUGUGCAUUUUAUCCCACUUCUAUGCCUUUUGGAGAAACAUUAUUUCAGGUACAAGUGAGAUGGAAAAUUAAUGAUUUACUGAA
Messenger RNA from Lingula anatina, 3709 nucleotides. Its product is annotated as heparan sulfate glucosamine 3-O-sulfotransferase 6. The record is from RefSeq and is a predicted model, not a curated record. Gene Ontology annotation, molecular function: [heparan sulfate]-glucosamine 3-sulfotransferase activity. Lineage: Eukaryota; Metazoa; Brachiopoda; Lingulata; Lingulida; Lingulidae.